AACUUAUUCCAGGUUUCAAAUGAUGAAAGUGUUGACGUCCGUACUAACGUGUGUCGUGCUUUAGUGAUGUUGUUAGAAGUCAGAGCUAACGAUAUGAUGCCACACAUGAAUGCCAUCAUUGAAUAUAUGUUAGUACAUACGACUGAUAAUGAUGAAAAUGUUGCCAUCGAAGCUUGUGAGUUUUGGCUCACAAUAGCAGAAAUCACUGACAUUUGUAAAGUAUCACUACAACCUUACUUGGGAAGGUUAAUACCAAUAUUGCUUAAAGGGAUGAGAUACUCAGACUCGGACAUUGCUUGUUUAAAACCAGACGUUGCCGAUUCCAAUGUCCCUGAUAAAGCCUCCGAAGUCCGCCCGUUUAUAGUCCGUGGGAAGAACCAUAUGGCAGACGGCACUGAUGAUGACGAAGAAGACGAGGAAUUUAGAGAAGAAGUACUGUCAGACUGGAAUUUAAGAAAAUGUAGUGCUGCUGCUCUCGACGUCCUCUCAAACGUCUUCCACGAUCUCUUACUCCCCGUCCUCCUUCCUCAUUUAAAGGCCGCCUUCAAUUCAAGCGAUUGGUUAGAGAAAGAGUCAGCCAUUUUAGCUCUCGGGGCUGUCGCUGAAGGCUGCAUGGACGGAAUGUCGCCUCAUCUAACGGAGAUACUGCCUUACCUAAUUCUUUGUCUGUCAGAUACAAAGGCUCUCGUGAGAUCUAUUACUUGUUGGACUCUCUCCCGCUAUUCCUCCUGGGUGGUCAAACAGUCCCACGAGUCUUAUCUCAGGCCACUCAUGUCGGAGCUCUUAAAGCGUAUAUUAGAUUCAAAUAAAAGAGUCCAAGAAGCUGCCUGCAGUGCUUUUGCUACACUAGAAGAGGAAGCCUGUACUGAGCUCGUACCCUAUCUCUCCGAUAUCCUUCAAGUACUCGUGUUUGCUUUUUCCAAGUAUCAGGCAAAGAACCUUCUCAUAUUGUACGAUGCUAUCGGUACAUUAGCCGAUUCUGUUGGUAGCUGUCUGAACAAUCAGGCUUAUAUUGAUCUCCUAAUGCCCCCUAUGCUACAGAAGUGGUACUCCUUAAGUGACGAUGAUAAGAACCUCUUCCCUUUGCUUGAGUGUCUCUCAUCAGUCGCCACGGCCCUACAGAGUGGGUUCCUACCUUACUGCGAGCCGAUAUUCAGACGCUGUCUAAGCCUCAUCGAACAAACCCUUCACAUGGUCAAAGCCUCGCAGAUGAACCCAGAGUUCUUUACGACUACGCCAGAGAAGGACUUCAUGAUAGUGUCCCUGGAUCUCCUCAGUGGCCUCGUGGAGGGUAUUGGUGCUAAUAUUGAGCCUUAUGUGUCAGGCAGUAACAUAAUGAGCCUCUUGUUCGAGUGUAUGCAAGAUCCAUUGCAUGACGUGAGGCAAAGCUCGUUCGCUUUGUUAGGCGAUCUCACUAAAGCUUGUUUCCAGCAUGUGGAGCCUUGUGUUGAUAAUUUCAUGAAAGUCUUGAGUCAGAACCUCAACCCUGAGUUCCUCUCUGUCUGCAACAACUCAACGUGGGCCAUCGGAGAAGUAUCGAUGAAACUCCGAGCGAACAUGAAGCAGUACCUUCACCUCAUUCUCUUCAGACUUAUAGAGAACAUCAAUAGACCCAUCACGCCGAAAACCCUAUUGGAGAACUCCGCUAUCACUCUCGGGCGACUCGGCUACGUCUGCCCGGCCGAAGUCGCCCCUUAUCUGAAUCAGUUUAUCAGGAUUUGGUGUACGUCGCUUCGAAACGUGAGAGAUAACGAAGAGAAGGAUUCGGCAUUUCGUGGCAUGUGUGCGAUGAUUUCGCUCAAUCCUCAAGGCGUUGCGCAGGAAUUCAUGUUUUUUUGUGACGCCGUCGCUUCCUGGACCGAGCCCAAGGAUGAUCUCAAGGAAGGGUUCUUCAAGAUAUUCAAUGGGUUUAAGACUAAUGUUGGUGACAAUACGUGGCAAGAAUUUGUUAGCCAGUUUCCGUUGUCUCUGAGGGAAAAACUGGCUAAAAUAUACCCAGUAUUUUGAGAGAAAAAAAAAAGCUAAAAUAAUAAUUGCUAAUGAAUAUGAUCAUCACCUUUAUUGAAUUAUCAGUUUAUCUUUAUUAUGAGUUGUUAUUAUUAUUUUUCAUUAUUAGUAAUGUUUUAUUUAUAUAAAGCUGCUGUCUGAUAUCUCAGUCAUCAACUUGUAGCCAUCUCCUCCCGUUAUUUUUUUCUCAUUAUUUUUUGAGAAUUUUUAUUUUGAUUGUCUGUGACUUGGGCAUGCAACUCCGCCAUUGGUGGGUGUGGUCACUAGUGUUGGGCGUGUCCAUUACUGGUGGGUGUGGUCCAAGUUCUAUUGACAGUCAUAGUUGUUUAUUAUUAGGAUAUUAUUAUUAUUUAUUGCAGAUAUCUUUUGCAAUAGUUUAUAUUCUGACUUAUUAUUUGAAGAAUUUCCUCUUAUUUUGGCAAUUUGCGCCAUUCUUUUAUUUAUUGGACGACGGUAAUUUAUUAUUAUUAUUUAUUAUUUCAUUUAUUAAUUUUAUUAUCAUUUUUAUUAUUCUUAUUGUUGUUAUUAUUGUUAUCAUAAUUAUUUGUUAUUAUUUUCAUAUUAUUUGUUUUUUAUUAUUGUGAGAUGAUUUUAUUAUGAUUUGUACCUGUUAAUUAUUGUUAUUAUUAUUAUUAAAUUUAUUGUUGAGUACACUAAAGUGAUUUGAUUUUGCAUUCAAAUUCAAUCACUGUAUUAAGAACUUUUGUGUAAUAUAGAAUUUAUGGGAA
Molecule: messenger RNA, 2735 nt
Organism: Amphimedon queenslandica
Lineage: Eukaryota; Metazoa; Porifera; Demospongiae; Haplosclerida; Niphatidae
Product: transportin-1
Exons: 9
Coding region: 67-2007 (646 amino acids)
Biological process (GO): protein import into nucleus
Source: RefSeq, a predicted model, not a curated record